AUGAUAAUAGCUGAAAGCAGCAUUGACAAACAUAAGGAACAGAAGAAAUGCAAGGACUUUGAAGAAGGGCUUGGAAUUGGUUAUGUCUUUGAUUAUGAUUACUACAGAGAUGACUUCUACAAUAGGUUGUUUGAUUACCAUGGCCGUGUCCCACCACCACCCCGUGCAGUGAUUCCACUGAAGCGUCCUCGUGUGGCUGUGACAACAACUCGCAGAGGCAAAGGGGUUUUCUCCAUGAAAGGAGCAUCACGGUCCACUUCAAGUGGGGCUUCUUCCUCAGGAUCCAAAUCACCCACCUGUCUUUCCCUGCCCCUUAUGUGGAAUGAUACUGUCCUUGGAAACGUCAUUGGAAGAAGAAGAGAAAGAUCAGUGAAAUCAGAUGAGUUGCAAACAAUCAAGAAGGAAUUAACCCAAAUCAAAACAAAAAUUGACUCCUUGCUAGGGAGACUGGAAAAGAUUGAAAAGCAGCAAAAAGCUGAAGCAGAAGCUCAAAAGAAACAAAUGGAAGAUAAUGCUGAUUUGAUUCAAGAGGAAUGCAUAUCAGAGAAUGCAGAUAACUCUACAGAAGAGCAAAUUGAAGGAGGGCCAGAUGCAGAUGGAGAAGAUAUGACUGAUGGGAUUGAGGAGGAUUUUGAUGAGGAUGGCAGCAAUGAGCUG
This is a messenger RNA of Mesitornis unicolor (brown roatelo), 657 nucleotides long. Its product is annotated as RNA-binding Raly-like protein. NCBI's taxonomy places the organism in Eukaryota, Metazoa, Chordata, Aves, Mesitornithiformes, Mesitornithidae. Gene Ontology annotation, molecular function: RNA binding. The annotation marks the transcript as partial. The transcript is spliced from 6 exons. Gene Ontology annotation, cellular component: nucleus. The record is from RefSeq and is a predicted model, not a curated record.